Messenger RNA from Asterias rubens (European starfish), 3522 nucleotides. RefSeq lists its product as uncharacterized. Gene Ontology annotation, molecular function: calcium ion binding. The record is from RefSeq and is a predicted model, not a curated record. Bases 69 to 3386 code for a protein of 1105 amino acids. Lineage: Eukaryota; Metazoa; Echinodermata; Asteroidea; Forcipulatida; Asteriidae. The transcript is spliced from 20 exons.
CAUUCAGGAGGGAACCAAUCAUCAGUCAUCUGAAUGAUGGCACGCCUCAAAAUGAACGAGUCAGAGCCAUGGAUACAAUGCAAGACCCAGCCAAUCAGAGUCCUGGAAAGAUUAGAAGUGAGCGUGGUGAAAGGCCAAAAAUUGUUGGGAAGAAACUUUCAACUCUGUCUGUGAGAGACUCAGAUAUGGACUUUAAUGAGUUGACCCCUGACCUUAAGGAUACCACUUCAGGUCAAAGUUCAACUUCACGGUUCGGAAUGACUAAUGAAACAGCUCAAAAUGACAAUGCUUUGAAACUCAGGGACAAUAAUUCCUUAGAUACCCAAAACCCUGAGGUGAGACCAAGGUCAAGGAUGUGCUGUGGGGGUCAUCCUUCAAAAGGUGAUGAUGCAAAAACUUUCCAAAAUAUCUACCCUCAUAGUGUGGAACCUUCCGCUGAUGACUGUAAUGAGUUGAGCACAACAAGAUCAUCUCCUGGUGAUUUAGCGGACUCUUCCACUGCGCCAAAGGGUAAUUUUCAGCCAAAUCAUCAAAGUCAGGGAUUGUUCAAUUUACUUCUGCAGGACACCACUGAAGACGAACUGGUUCUUGAAGGAGAUUUAGCAGCCGAGAGAGUUGCCAUGGCAACCAGCAAUACAUCAGGUGAAGAUUUGACCCCAAGUCCUCCUCCUGCCAAUCAACCAGCCCCGAAGAAGAGGCGCAAGGCAUCCCGUAAGGUGUGCGCUGACCCUUUCGCUAAGCUCCCCAAGGUCAAACUCAGGCCCACCGUCUGGAUGGAGGAGGAUGACGACGAGUGGUCGUAUGAUAGGCCUCGUCGCGGCAGCAAGAAGUCUGGAAAGUCUCCGAGGCUGCUCAGCCGCCAAGCGAGACGCUUUGAGGAUCCCUUCAAGGAGCUGGCCUUCGUGGUGUUUGACAGCGCCGAUGUGGAUAGUGAUAAAAGGCUUAGGCGAGCAGAGUUCACCUCGGUUCUGAAGUCACCAUCAUUAGAACUUGAACUGUCUGCGGAAGACAUAAGAAAACUGGAGAAGGAUUGCAGUGGCGGACGGAAAGACAUUAAGGAUUUGCCUGUAUCAUUCGAUGAGUUUCUCCCUCUGGCAAAGUAUUUGCUGAUGCUGUUCUACAACAAGGAGGAUUCAAACUCAAGGAAUCCCUGGAGCAUUCUUGAUAGAGGGAAGGAUUCACCACCCUACUACUUCAACAAACACACAGGAACCGUUCGGUCAGACAGACCAGUUGACUAUGACAACCAACCGGAGCUUUUUCUCUUUGAGGAUGCCUUGAGGGAUGCCAUGGAAACGGCAGACAUGAAUAAAGAUGGCAGGAUCAAUCUCAAUGAUUUCAUCAGAAUCAUCAACUCAGAAGAUUUUGGGCUCAUUCUCACCAAAAGAGACAUCUCUGAAAUCAGUAAACAUUUUAAAAAUGAAGCAGGCAAGGUUUCCAACGUGUGUUACAGUGAGUUUCUUCCUCUAGCCAAACGACUGAUAGUGGCUGUCUUCUCGGCUAGAGACCCAAUGACGGACGAUUGGACUUUUUUGUGCACACGGCACGUAGGUGCUUUCUGGUUUAACAAGAGAACCGGGCAGAGUCUUAGGCAUCCACCAAAUCAUAUCGUCACCAUGCAGCAACACCAGCUCAAACACAGAAACGACGCCGCCAAAGUUCUCCUUAAGACGUCUGAAGAACUCAAAGUCACCAAAGAAAAACUUGAGAAGGAGUCGGCUCUGCGGACGGAUUUUGAAGAAAAGUACACCACCUUGAGUUCUGAGAAUGCUUUCACUUGCAGGGAGCUGCAGAAAGUCACAAGACUUUAUGAGAAGAGUAGAGCAGAGAGUGAAAAGAAGGGUAUAUUUCUUGAUGCCAAGGACAAGGAGAUUACUAAACUGAAGUACAAGAUUGAGCAGCUUGAAGAAAGAGUGGCUGAAGCAGAAAGAACAGAGGCCAAUCUGGAAUCCAUGAGAGACGUUCUCAGAAACUGCCAGGGUGCAGUACGAGAUCGUGAGCUGGAGAUUGUGGACCAUCAGACCAAAAUUGAGGAUUUGAACAAGCAGUUGAGCGAGUGUGAGUCACGGGUCGACAACGGCAAAGCGGCGAUUGCUGAUCUACAUCAACAGCUCAGAUAUGAAGGAAAACGCAAUGAGAGGAUGGAACUGGAAUUGAAGAAGUUGCCGCCACUUCAGAAGGAGUUGGACGAAAAGAAAGAAACCCUCCAAGUUUGCGAGAAACGUCUCGAGGAGAGGAACGCCGUCCUGAUUCUAACAAGACGAGUCAAUGGUGAAAACAAAACCAAGAUCAAGGGCCUCGAGGCGGAGCUCGCCAAACUCCACGCAACUGAAAAAGAACUUGACAUCGCCAAGUGCGAGAUUUACACCCUAAAGCAGUUGAUCGUAGGCAAAGAUAGUCUGGUGAUGCAGAAGUCCCAUGAGCUGGAUACUGUGAAGGAGAGACUGGAAACAGACCAUGGAGAGACGUGGGUGGAUUCGGAGAACAAGUCACAGGGGAUUGGUUGGAGGAAUGGUGGUCCGACCAAUGGCACAAACUUUAGAAUCGUGAGGCUUCAAAAAAGAAGACCUUCUAAGGGCAUUCAAGUUGGAGCACAGUCAAGACGGUCCAAGCUCACAUACAACAGUACUCAGCUAGAUGUUGGCACUCCUCCAUAUGACAGCAGUAGUAGCAGCGGUAGCCAAUCAGAUUGCAAACAGCCAAAGCUCGAGGACUAUCAACGACUCGAUACUCCGGAAAGCGAAGGCAGCCUGGUCACUUCCCUGAACACAUCAAACGGAAGCUUUCUACGACUCCUACACAAACAAGGCAGUGCCGAAGACGGCAUGCCUACAAUAUACGACUUGUACACCCCAGAAGGCUCUUACGCACCCACCUCACGGUCUGCCAACCCUACAUUGAAGAAUGGUACACACCUCAGACCCAAGUCGUCCAUGGCACGAUUGGAGACUGAGGGAGCUUCCAUUAUGCAGAAAGGGACAGUGAUGUUUGAGGAUGACUUUCUGGUGGCCCAGUGUCUCCGAGUGGGAGACAGAGUGCGUGUGAAGAAGAAAGGUGGGAGGAGAAAAGGGGCCAUCUUGACCGGAGUUGUAAAGUUUGUCGGCAAGGUGGACAAGGAAUUUCACCACAAUGAUCAUCGGCUGUAUACAGGCAUCAGACUAGAUGAGGCAGUCGGUGAUACUGAUGGCGUGAUUAAGGGUAAGCGUUAUUUCACCGCCAAUCCUCGUCAUGGGAAACUGUUACCUGUCACAGACGUUGUCUCCGUGCUAAACCCAAAGACUGCAACCUACAAGCGCAUCGCAGAAUGCAUCAGAACUCAACGACUGGAGACAGGAACCGUAAAAUAUGAGAAAGACCGCAAUCCUCACCUCAUCAGGGUCAUGUGACUGUCCAAUGGCCAGUCAGCUCCCUUACUUCAUAUCGCGUGACUAUCAUAAGAAAAGAGAUGAAGUGUUCAUAGUAUCGAGUAUAUACAAAUAUUACAGUAGUCAUGGAAUAUUUAUUUUGGUUUUUACCCAUAUA